Fundulus heteroclitus (mummichog) is the source of this 1569-nucleotide messenger RNA. Its product is annotated as DNA polymerase nu-like. The coding region runs from base 460 to 1569 and encodes 369 amino acids. Lineage: Eukaryota; Metazoa; Chordata; Actinopteri; Cyprinodontiformes; Fundulidae. The transcript has 7 exons. The record is from RefSeq and is a predicted model, not a curated record.
UCGGAUAAAAAAAAAAAUGCUGUCACUUGCUUCCUUCUAGAUGGCUCGGAUGGAGAGCGACGUCCCGUGCCAGCACUUUCCCUUGAGUACGGGCCUUUUAGGUCAGAGUUCAGGCCUCACUGUCGUCCCGGCAACCAGCAGCUCCUUGCCUGUCUGCAGACCUACGGUAAAUCAGACCUGGUAGCGAUCCCAGAAAGCGCACAAAACUCCUCGCUGCAACAGGACUUAAGCAUAGCUUCAGCAGCACUCGACAGAGAGAUAGAUCCAAAAGAAAAACCUUCUGAGAUUUAUUCACGCCAUUCUCCCCUCACUCCAUCCUUUCCCCAAAAGAGGAAGUGCGAUGCAUUCCAACGUCAAUGUGGGAGUCCACCCCUCAAGAGCUGCAAGACGAGUCGCCCUCCGAAGUGGAAACCGCCGUGUUCCUCACAAGUCACAGCGGCGGAAGGAGGAGUGAGUGAGAUGAUGAAAAUCAGAGUUCAGACAUCCAUUUCUGGAUGUCCAACGUCAUCAGAGGAGCAACAAGCCCAGGUUAAAAUCACUCCCUGUGAUAUGAGGACUUUGUUUAAAACCCACGCAGAAUCCCAUGUCCUGGAGCAGACUCAGCCCACUAGUCAGAGCACAGGGGGGAAAUCCUCCAAUGAAAUGGCAAGGAUUGCACCCAAGCAGAAAGCCCUGGCCAAAUUAUGCAAACACAAGUUGGCCAAAUUAAUGAUCGACCCAUCCAUAGAUGGUCCAAAAGGUUCUCAUGACGUAGUUACCACCAGUGAGCUACAAACUCAGCCCAGAACCGGCCCAAAACCCACAGCCCUGACGUCUGACGCCAGAAUAAAGGAUUCUGGGAGGCUGAGCCCAGAGGAGAGAGUGCAGAUGCUAGAGGAGGCGGGGCAGGCUGAGGUGGUGGUGCUGACCAUGACGUUUCAGGAUGGAACAACCCAGUUAGACCCAGAACAGAAGCUCGCUCCACCGGCGAGUGGCCUCCUUGUGCUGAUGAAGACCGAUCCUCGCUGCGCCACACCCGGUUGCUCACCGGCUCUGAAUGACAAGCUGGUCUACUUAAAACUAGAGCGCAACCCUCCGUGGACACAACAGCACAUUCAGCACACUCAGCAGCUCUUCACCAGAGAUGUGCUUCUGCGGGUGUUGUCAAGGUCUCAGCUGGUGGUUUGCUAUAAAGCCAAGGAUUUUCUUCGUACAGUUUUGCUGUAUUACAGACAGGAUCUCAGCUGGAAAGAAGGUGGGACUCUUAACAUGAUGCACCUUCACACCCUUCUCUCACACACCAAAGGUUUUUCAGUUCGUUUGGCAGGCUGUCAGAUCCACGAUCCACAGGUUUCAGGGUGGCUGCUGGAUCCCACCGAUCCCUCCUCCUGCUUCCAUGACCUGCUUAAUAAACACUGCAAAAGACCGAGCGCAGCACCUUCCCCGGGUCCUGACAAGAGCCGAGGCCUGUGGGAACUUUACUCAGAGAUGGAGGUGAAGAUGAUCACUGUUCUCGGAGACGACAUCACUAAAAUUCAGCAAGACAGGUGUCACCGGAAGAACAUGUCACUGUUCGCCUGGGCUCUUUAG